This is a messenger RNA of Lindgomyces ingoldianus, 1917 nucleotides long. RefSeq lists its product as uncharacterized. The record is from RefSeq and is a predicted model, not a curated record. The transcript is spliced from 18 exons. Bases 1 to 1917 code for a protein of 638 amino acids. NCBI's taxonomy places the organism in Eukaryota, Fungi, Ascomycota, Dothideomycetes, Pleosporales, Lindgomycetaceae.
AUGGUCCGCUACAUCGUCCUAACCACCAUCAGUGACAAUAUGCAUUGCACACACCAACCUCCACACACGAGAGAUAUCGGCGCGUUAUCCCAUCAUCCACUCAAGCUAACUGUAGAACCCUCCAUAGGUGUUAAAACAUCACCGACAUCGUCUGUAGCCCUGCAGCCCCGGGGGUUUCUUACUCGCGAAGCGAACACGUCCAACGAUCAACCGCACUCCCCUCGCCUGCUCCAAUCACGCAAUGAUCCGACCUUGAACCCUACCUCCACAUCCUUCCCGUCUUCCCCAUCCGACGCGGCACUAGGAGCUCCUAGUGCCUUCAAGAGGCAAUGCACCAAAUACCAUCCUGCGUUCUCGGAGACUUUGAAGUGGAGAAUCGGAUUUGCCUUAUUUACACGACGAUGGAUGGAUGGUGGAAUACAAUGCUCCUCCAUGUCCAUACACCGGCUUUUGGGGAUUCUGGCAUGCGCCGAUACGAUUGCUGUCAAGAACGUGCUGCAUAGCAUCGCAUGGCGUGUGCCAAGGAACUUGGUUUUGACAACCAACUCAAAUGCUGAGAGCGAUGCAGAGGACAGAAAAUCCACGCACCAGUGCGAGCCACACAAGCCAUCUAUGUUGCCUGCGAGUUGGACAGCACGCGCAACCUCAGCACAUUUGCAAAUCUCGAAUCCAGAUUACGAACUCCGUAUUCCAACCAACUUGUUCAAUCUCAGCUCUCAAGUUUUCAUCCAACCAGAAAAUGCUCGAGUUGUGCAGCGUAUCACAACAGAGGCCCUGCAUAUCCAACGUCACCCCAACACCAUCACCACAAACAACUUUCCGAUGAAUGUCCAGCAACGAACAGCGAGUGCAACUGGCAACCAAAUCCCCGGCCUGAAGCUCCUCGUGAACCACCCUGGGGGCACGAACCCCUCGAUCGAGCGGUCCACUGGUCCAUUGUCGGGGGUUUUUGACAUUCCCUUCAUAGUGAUGGGCCCGACGAGCCCGGCAGGGGCAUCUGGGAUCCCUUCUGGUUCCACAUUCUCACCAUCGCUGCGUUUGGAGGCCGCGUGGAUUUGCUACAUUCAUUUGAUGGGGUUGAGACGUGCGGAAGCUACAGCCAUUAAGAAAGAAGCCCAUAGUAACUGGGAAUGUAGUAGAAGUGCGAUGAAGAGUGCAACAAUUGAAUGGACAGACCGCCCUUCUCCUAGAGAUCAGGGGCUGGCGGAUCUCGGUCUCAGCACUACCGGUAGGAGAGAACCUACUCGAGUUCAGAGCGCCAUAACUAGUAGUAAACAAUCAAGCAUUCCAAAACCAGAACUUGCGCGUGAACCGAUCGAUACCGAGAAAUCACGACGAUAUACACUGGAAAAGACUGAGAAUAUGUCUGUACGACUUACCUUUCUCCACCCCUACAUUCACGUGAUAGAAGUAACAAACUCCCCUCUUCACACAAUCCAAUUCAAUCCAAUCUAUAUAAAAUCCAACCUCUACCCUUUCUCACCUUCAUCCCUCGCAACCCCUGCAUAUGCACCUCUACCUCCAGCUCCAGCAUCGCCACGAGUCUCCUCGUCAGCCUAUCUCAAUUCCACAGCCCUAGACCAUUUGGCUGUUCAACAUCCAUCAUCACAAACAGUCUUGACGACGGUUAGAACAGCCACUUCUCACCCUCCUAACCCUACUGCAAAGAACUCGCAUCGAUAUUCAAAGUCUAACACUAGCUUUCUUGUGUCCAUGCCGCUACCACCACCUCAAAACAAACACCUAAAAUCGCAAUCUAGGACGACGAACUCUAUAUGCCCUAUGCAGAAAAUAGGAGUGUGGGAGCAAGGAGGGCACUCAGAAUUGGAUAAAGGGAAGAAUAAUAGAGCUAGGAAGGCUGAGAGGCUCACUUACAGAUUCUUAUCUCAAUUCGAGGCAUACCAUGCACUAGUCUAA